GGCGUUCGGCGUUCCAACCCCCCGUUUCUUCCAGGUUGGUUCAGCCUCGGUCUACUCCGGGGUGGUGCUUAGCCGGCGCCAGACCGACCCUCGGCUUCGGAGAGGUAGUGCCGUUCCUCUGGGCGCCUCUCCCUCGGCUUCUUCGGCUUCCGCAGCCUACUCAGCCUCCGUGCCGUCCGGGCACCCGAGACCUCGGUGUAUGCCCCACCCCUGACCCAACGAGAGACAUGUCCACCCCGGCCCGGCGGCGUCUCAUGAGGGACUUCAAGAGGUUGCAGGAGGAUCCCCCAGCGGGAGUCAGCGGGGCUCCGUCUGAGAACAACAUAAUGGUUUGGAACGCGGUCAUUUUUGGGCCUGAAGGGACCCCUUUUGAGGAUGGAACAUUUAAGCUUACAAUAGAAUUCACUGAGGAAUAUCCGAAUAAACCACCUACGGUUAGAUUUGUCUCUAAGAUGUUUCAUCCAAAUGUCUAUGCAGAUGGUAGUAUAUGUCUGGACAUACUUCAGAACCGCUGGAGUCCAACUUACGAUGUGUCUUCCAUUUUAACAUCCAUACAGUCUCUAUUGGAUGAACCCAACCCCAAUAGUCCAGCAAAUAGCCAGGCUGCUCAGCUGUACCAGGAGAACAAGCGGGAAUAUGAAAAACGUGUUUCUGCAAUAGUGGAACAGAGCUGGCGUGAUUGUUGACCCGCGUGAAGCAAAAGAAGCUGGUCAUAUGAAAAAUAUAUAUUGAUGUGUUUGUCAUCUUCCUAUUCCUCAGUGUCAUUAUUUACUUUAUUAAAUGCAAAAUAGCUGUU
Messenger RNA from Talpa occidentalis (Iberian mole), 796 nucleotides. It is a transcript of the gene UBE2A, whose product is annotated as ubiquitin conjugating enzyme E2 A. NCBI's taxonomy places the organism in Eukaryota, Metazoa, Chordata, Mammalia, Eulipotyphla, Talpidae. Gene Ontology annotation, molecular function: ubiquitin conjugating enzyme activity. Gene Ontology annotation, cellular component: HULC complex. Gene Ontology annotation, biological process: proteasome-mediated ubiquitin-dependent protein catabolic process; DNA repair; protein polyubiquitination. The record is from RefSeq and is a predicted model, not a curated record. The coding region runs from base 228 to 686 and encodes 152 amino acids. The transcript is spliced from 6 exons.